This is a messenger RNA of Bombina bombina (fire-bellied toad), 2368 nucleotides long. RefSeq names its product anaphase promoting complex subunit 10 (gene ANAPC10). The transcript is spliced from 5 exons. Gene Ontology annotation, biological process: anaphase-promoting complex-dependent catabolic process; protein K11-linked ubiquitination. Gene Ontology annotation, cellular component: anaphase-promoting complex. NCBI's taxonomy places the organism in Eukaryota, Metazoa, Chordata, Amphibia, Anura, Bombinatoridae. Bases 148 to 705 code for a protein of 185 amino acids. The record is from RefSeq and is a predicted model, not a curated record.
UUCAGUGGCAGACGCAGCUCAGUGACAUCAUCAGACAGUGCCUCUCACAACACAGGGCUGGCGGUUUGGUAGAGACUUAUUUGAACGGAGUCGGAAACGAGUGAUGAAGUAGUGGUGACAGUUACUGUGACACUUUAUUUAUUGGAAAUGACCACACCUAACAAAACCCCGCCUGGUGCUGAUCCUAAUCAGUUGAAAAGAACCGGCACUGUUCGUGAAAUUGGCUCACAGGCUGUCUGGUCUUUGUCUUCAUGUAAACCAGGGUUUGGAGUUGACCAAUUACGGGAUGACAAUCUAGAAACCUAUUGGCAGUCUGAUGGAUCUCAACCUCAUUUAGUGAACAUUCAGUUUCGAAGAAAGACGACCGUGAAAGCUUUAUGCAUUUAUGCAGAUUACAAGUCCGAUGAGAGCUACACACCAAGCAAAAUCUCAGUCAGGGUGGGAAAUAACUUUCACAAUCUCCAAGAAAUUCGACAACUUGAAUUGGUGGAACCCAGUGGUUGGAUUCAUGUCCCUUUGACUGAUGCUCAUAAAAAGCCGAUUCGCACUUUUAUGAUUCAGAUUGCUGUUUUGGCAAAUCAUCAAAAUGGGAGGGACACACACAUGAGACAGAUUAAAGUCUUUACACCAGUGGAAGAGAGUUCUAUCGGCAAAUUUCCAAGGUGCACAACCAUUGAUUUCAUGAUGCAUCGCUUCAUCAGAUGAUGACUUUAUCAUUUUCCAAUAAAUGAUUGAUAUAUAAUUUGCGCUUGACAGUUUUCAGAAAUGAAAUAUGUUUUGUUUUUACCUUAUAAAUAUGUUUUAAUGCAAAGUAUUGGACUAUCGUUUAUAAAUGUUUUAAGUAAUUUUAUUCGUUUUAUGGAGUAAAUGCCCAACAAUUUGAAAAUUGUAUUCUAUUUUAGCUGUAAUUUCUUAGCCUUUAUUUUGAUGCUUUUUUAUUUUUGUUUCUUGAUUAUUAUUUUUUAAAUAAAACAAUUGUUUACAUCUUCAUUAUUUAACAUUCAUUUUAUUUAACCUUAUUUAAUCAACAUUUGUGGUUCUAAAAAUAUCCUGCUACAGUUUCAGUUAAGACUUUUUGUAAAAAUGUAAUGCUUUUGAGUUAUAUACAGUCAUUUAACAGCCCAGACACCAGGCACCCAGGAUAUUCUAGCCUUAAAGAUAGGUAAGUGACUUUUCCUAGGCUGAGGAGGCAGUGAAUUAGUGUGGUGUUUCUCAACCACAGUCCUCAAGUAACCCUAACAUGCUAGGUUUUUAUUGUAGCUGAACUAGAGCUCAGGUGAGAACAGGUUAGUUACCAUGGUUACUGAUCAGCUGAUUAUUUCACCUGUGCUCUAGUUCAGCUGUUGAGGACAGCAUUUGAGAAACACUGUAUUAGUGUAUUUAAAUAUACAUGAAACCAAACAUUUUUCUUUCAUGAUUCAGAUAUAGAAAAUCAUUUUAAACAACAUUCCAUUGUACUUCUAUUAUCAAAUUGACUUCAUUUUCUUGGUAUCCUUGAAGGAGUUGAAGCAGUAGCAAUGUACUACUAGAAGCUAGUUAAAGGGACACUAUACCCAAACAUUUUCUUUCAUGAUUAAGGUAGAGAAUACAAUUUUAAACAACAUUCCAAUUUACUUCUAUUACCUAAUUUGUUUCAUUCUUUAGAUAUACUUUAAUGAAGAAAUAGCAAUGCACACAGUGAACCAAUCACAUGAGGCAUCUAUGUGCAGCUACCAAUCAGCAGCUACUAAGCAUAUCUAGAUAUGCUUUUCAGCAAAGAAUAUAAAGAGAAUGAAGCAAAAUAUAUAAUAGAAGUAAAUUCGAAAGUUGUUUAUAAUUGUAUGCUCUUUCUAAAUCAUGAAAGAAAAAAUUUGGAUUUCAUGUCCCUUUAAACACAUAAGAUGAGCCAAUUACAAGAGGCAUAUAUGUCCGGCCAUCAGUCAGCAUCUAGCUCCCAGUAGUGCAUGCUCCUGAGCCUACUUAGGUAUGCUUUUCAACAAAGCAUACAAAAGGAAUGAAGCACAUUUAAAAACUAAAGUAAAUUGGAAAAUUGCAUGCUCUAUCUGAAUCAUUAAAGUUUAAUUUGGACUUUACUGUCCCUUAAAAAAUAAUUAGAGUGCUUUGUAAUAAACCUGCUUGAUAUGAUGUAUUUAUGCAAUAGAUGCUUUUGAAGAAAAUUGUUAAUGUAAUGUCCCGUAUAUUCUAAUACAAUCGGAUUUGCAUUUUGAGGAUAACCAUUGUGCUGUUACGUAUUCUGAGAAUUUUGAAUCUGGUUGUGAUAAUUUGAAUGUUGAUUUUCUUAUUUUAUUAAAAGUAUUAAAGAGCCCCUGGGUUUAGAAAUGUUGGCUUUUACCUCCUUAAAUUGGUUUAAAAAUAAACCUAAUAUAUA